GAACACAAUUCAAACCAAGUAGAAGCCUUUCAGUUGAGCUGUGCAGCCGUUCUGGAUGCCAGGAUGAAACCUGCUCUGCUCUGCAUGCUGGGCUUUUUCUUGCUCAGUUCUUUGCUUCAUGGACGUGCUGAUGCAGAUAAAACAAUACAGCCUGUCGACGUCACUGAUCCAGACACCAACAAACCUCCUGCAGAAAUCAAGGCAACUCUGGCUGCAGACGAAACAACCGUACCACCAGGGGGCAGUGUGACAUUAACCUGUUCUGUGGACAAACCUGCUGAUUUAACAUUUGAGCUCUUCAGAGAACCUCCACCCACCUAUCAGACCAGAGUUUCUCCUCGAUCAGAUGGAGUUUUCAUCAUCACUGAAGGAGGAAUUUACACCUGCAGAGGAUUUAAAACCGAACAUAACUUUAUGACAAGUAUGAGUGAUGAAGUUAUUAUACAGGAAACUGAAAUCAAGGCAACUUUGAAAGCAGACAAAACAACCAUACCACCAGGGGGCAGUGUGACAUUAACCUGUUCUGUGGACAAACCUGCUGAUUUAACAUUUGAGCUCUUCAGAGAAUCUUCAUCCACCGAUCAGACCAGAGUUUCUCCUCGAUCAGAUGGAGUUUUCAGGAUCACAGAAGGAGGAAUUUACAUCUGCAUAGGAUUUAAACCUGGGACAAACUUUGUGUCAGCUAUCAGUGAUGAAGUCACCAUUAAUGAGAGAGUUUCCAACAGAGUUUCAGUCACUUCACAACCAAACCGAUCUCUGAUAUACAGAGGAGAGAAAGUCACUCUGAGAUGUGAGAUCCAGGAUGAUGGAGGAACUGAGUGGACAUAUGAAUGGAAAACAACCAAUAGAAACUCUCCGUCAUCCAGUGAAUUCAGGAUCAUCACAGCUACUCAGGCUGACAGUGGAGAAUACAGCUGUAAGGGUAGAAGAGGCUACGAGUUUACAGGAUGGAGUGAAGCCAUCAGACUGACAGUGUCAUCUGAUAAACCCAGAGCCACCCUGAAGGCAGAGAAAAGAAUCAUACCAGCAGGGGGCAGUGUUACACUGAACUGCUCUGUUGAAGGAUCUACUGGCUGGGAGUUCAGGUACACAUUUACAUAUUAUUCUGUAGUUGGAUCCUCCAGAAACACAGAACCAGAUGGAACCAUCAGAGUGUCAGAGGGAGGAGAGUUCAGCUGCAGAGGAAGAAGAGGAGACUCAUCUUUUGAAUCAGAAACCAGUGAAGAGGUCACCAUUCAGAAAACUGUUUCUAAGCCGACUGUGAUCCUGCGACCACGUUGGUCUCUGAACGAAGAAGAUAAUGUCUAUCUGGAGUGUGAAAUCCAGAAACGAGCUCAGUGGACGUAUGAAUGGAGAAAAAACAAUUUCAAUUAUAAUCCAGCACCCAGGAUCAUCACAGCUAACAGUGGAGAUUAUAGCUGCAAAGGAACAAGUGACUAUUUGUUAACACAGUGGAGUGAUGUCAUCACAUUAACUAUCUCUCCCAAUAAACCCAGUUUGAUUCUGCAACCCAACUGGUCUCAGAUCUACAGAGGAGAGAAAGUCACUCUGAGAUGUGAGAUCCAGGGAGGAACUGAGUGGACGUAUGAAUGGAGAUCAACCAAUGGAAACUUUCCAUCAUCCAGUGAAUACAGCAUCAUAUCAGCUACUGAGUACCACAGUGGAAAAUACAGCUGCAGAGGAAAAAGAGGGUUUUCCUUUACACCAUGGAGUAAUGUUGUUAAAAUAACUGUAUCGUUUCCCCCUCAGCCUGUCCUCUCUGUGUCUCCAUCAUGGCCGAAUCCUGGAGCCUCAGUGACUCUGAGCUGUGAGGGUUUGGAGCUUCAAUCAGCAGGAUGGAGGUUCUUCUGGUAUAAAGUUGUUCCUGAUCCACCCAGCAACUCCUACAGCAUUGAGCUGCUGCCUGGCAGCACCAAUGGGACUGAGCAGAACUCCUUCAUCAUUAAUGGACCGACUCACACAGCAGAAUUUCUGUGCAGAGCAGGAAGAGAAGAACCAAAGUUUUACACUAAUUACAGUAAACCAAAGUUUGUCUGGUCUGCAGAUCCUCGUCCAGCAGCUUCUCUCUCAGUGAAUCCUGACAGAGUUCAACACUUCAGAUCUGACUCUGUGUCUCUGAGCUGUGAGGGAAACUCUGCUGAGUGGAGAGUGAGGAGGUUUAUAGAAAAUUAUCGACUGUUGUACUUUACCUGCUCCUACUGGGGAAAAAUGACUGGAUCUACAUGCACCAUUGACCCAUACUGGUUGAAUAGUGGAGUGUUCUGGUGUGAGUCAAAAUCUGGAGAGUUUAGCAACGCUGUCAACAUCACUGUACAGGUAGAAGCCUUUCAGUUGAGCUGUGCAGCCGUUCUGGAUGCCAGGAUGAAACCUGCUCUGCUCUGCAUGCUGGGCUUUUUCUUGCUCAGUUCUCUGCUUCAUGGACGUGCUGAUGCUGAUAAACCCAGAGCCACCCUGACACCAGAGACAAGAAUCAUACCAGCAGGGGGCAGUAUUACACUGAACUGCUCUGUUGAAGGAUCUACUGGCUGGGAGUUUUACUGGAUCAGAAGUGGACAUCAUUGUUCUGUAGUUUUAUUCUCCAGAAACACAGAACCAGAAGGAACCAUCAGAGUCUCAGAGGGAGGAAAGUACAUCUGCAGAGGAAGAAGAAGAGGAGACUAUUUUGAAUCAGAAACCAGUGAAGAGGUCACCAUUCAGAACACUGUUUCUAAGCCGACUGUGAUCCAGCAACCAGGCUGGUCUCUGAACGAAGAUAAAGUCUAUCUGGAGUGUGAUAUCCAGAAACGAGCUCAGUGGACGUAUGAAUGGAGAAAAAACAAUUUCAAUUAUAAUCCAACACCCAGGAUCAUCACAGCUGACAGUGGAGAUUAUAGCUGCAAAGGAACAAGUGACUAUUUGUUAACACAGUGGAGUGAUGUCAUCACAUUAACUAUCUCUCCCAAUAAACCCAGUUUGAUUCUGCAACCCAACUGGUCUCAGAUCUACAUAGGAGAGAAAGUCACUCUGAGAUGUGAGAUCCAGGGAGGAACUGAGUGGACGUAUGAAUGGAGACCAACCAAUAGAAACUUUCCACCAUCCAGUGAAUACAGCAUCAUAUCAGCUACUGAGUCCCACAGUGGAGAAUACAGCUGUAGAGGAAAAAGAGGGUUUUCCUUUACACCAUGGAGUAAUGUUGUUAAAAUAACUGUAUCGGUUCCCCCUCAGCCUGUCCUCUCUGUGUCUCCAUCAUGGCCGAAUCCUGGAGCCUCAGUGACUCUGAGCUGUGAGGGUUUGAAGCAUCAAUCAGAAGGAUGGAGGUUCUUCUGGUAUAAAACUGUUCCUGAUCCAUCCAGCAGAUACUACAGCAUUGAGCUGCUGCCUGGCAGCACCAAUGGGACUGAGCAGAACUCCUUCAUCAUUAAUGGACCGACUCACACAGGAAGAUUUGUGUGCAGAGCAGAAAGAGGAGAACCAAAGUUUUACACUAAUUACAGUAAAUCAAAGUUUGUCUGGUCUGCAGAUCCUCGUCCAGCAGCUUCUCUCUCAGUGAAUCCUGACAGAGUUCAACACUUCAGAUACGACUCUGUGUCUCUGAGCUGUGAGGGAAACUCUACUGAGUGGAGAGUGAUGAGGAUUAUAGAAAGAGAAGGACUGUCAGACUUUACCUGCUCCUACUGGGGGAAAAUGACUGGAUCUACAUGCACCAUUAAUCCGUACUAUUAUAUGGAUGGAGUGUUCUGGUGUGAGUCAAAAUCUGGAGAGUUUAGCAACGCUGUCAACAUCACUGCUCAGGAUGAUAAUCAUGAUGGUGUUAUCCUGGUGAGCCCUGUUCAUCCUGUGACUGAAGGAGAUCCUGUUACUCUGAGCUGCAGAGAUAAAAAACAAAAUCUUCUCUCCAAUGUGUUUUUCUAUCAUAAUGAUAAACUCAUCAAUAAUGACGGCAGAGAGGAGCUGAAUAUCUCUGCAGUGUCAAAGUCAGAUGAAGGUUUCUACAAAUGUCAACAUUCAGGAAAAGAGUCACCAAGGAGCUGGAUGUCUGUUAGAGUAACUGUAUCCAGUCCUGUCAGUUCUUCAUUUCCUGUCAUGUUGAUCGUUGGACCAGUUGUUGGAAUCGUUCUCAUUAUUCUCAUUAUUGUCCUUCUCUUGUUGUGGCGCCGCAGACGGUCCAAAGAUUUAAGCAGUAACAGAUUGAAUCAACCAGAGAGCAUCAAUCCAGCCUCAGCUACAAAUCAUGAAGUGACCCAGAAUGACGGUUCUGUUUACAGCUCUCUGCUUCAUGGUGACACUUCCCUCUAUGAGACAAUCCAACUCAGCAGAGCCUCAGGAAACGCAGAGAAGAUUUAUCAUCCAGCAGAAGAUACUGACUAUGCUAAUGCUAAACCAGGAAAGAGGAAUGUGAUGGUUCGUUCUCCAUCAGGGCUGGUCCAAGGCAAAGGCAACGCAAGCUGAGUGUCUACUUAGGGCCCGGGGCUGUUAGGGGGCCCUGGAAGUGGAAGUGAUUCAUUUUCUUUAUUAAUGAUUUCUAUGUGAUUGCAUUAACAAAAACGCACAAUUUCCUUAUAAAGUUGUGAUUUUCAAAAAAAUAAAAAUGGCCACAGUGGGUCAAGCUUCACCGGUAAUAUGAGCUGCCUGUAAUGUGCAGUGAACCAGUGGAAGAUAAGUUAGCAAAACAAUGGCGCAGAAAGGACUUAGCUUUCAGGGACAAAGGAAAGAAAGAGGAAGAAUAGAAAAAAGUCGAGAUAAAGGUAUGUUUUUAUGUGUCUUGGUAAUGUAAUGUUUAUCAAAAAUAUUAGUGGAGCUACUAAUGGAAAAUUCAACAGCUAAACAUUUAUGCUAGCAUCUUUGCACUUGUGUGAAACUGAGCUUUAACUUUAAAUGAGUUUAUUGUCGUUGUUGGGCUUAUAUAUUUGAGUUGUUGGUCUUUUUUUUUCUUAUAAACAUUUCGCUCAUUGUCGUUUAACAUUAGAUAACAAUAAUUAAAACUUCCCAAUGUUUGACUUUGUCUAGCAAAAUGCUUUUACAUCAGACUACAUGGCUACUGCAUUGAUCUAUCAAUGAGCUAAUCUUAGCUGUAGUUGGUGAUAUAUUGUUUGCUGCUGCACAUGAUAUUUAAUGUGGCUAAAACAAACAUUAUUUUUACAUCAACUUCUUAAGUAUGAGAAUCUUCUCCAGGAGCUGUUAAAAUCAUUUGAAGGCACAGAAUCAGCCCAGUACUGAUCCACAUUCACAGGCAAGAAAAACUCACCUUGUAUAAAUUUAAUAUCUAGCUAUUGGUAUUAUUAGUAUUUUAUUAAUAUCUAUGUAUGUAUUCCCUCUUAAAUCCAAUGCAUAGUACAUUUUGUUACUUUUACUACCACUAGCAUAUAGGAUACAAUUUAAAAUGUGCAGUCAGAGAUUUAAUAAAUUUAUAGCAGGUGUGCGAAUGAUCUAAUCAUCUGACUAUUGAUUGGAUCAAUUCACAUUAGCAGAAACAAAGCAGGGCUCCAAAACCAAAUUUUGCUUCCAGCCCCAUGGUGGUUUGGGUCAGCCCUGUUCUUCAGCAUACUGCAUCAGAUAAAAGCUGUUAUCUUGUGUAAUCCCAUAUCUUUGUAUGCUUUUAUUACAAUCCUGUGAAUAAAAAUAUUUUCCAAAUGUCA
Molecule: messenger RNA, 5615 nt
Organism: Xiphophorus maculatus (southern platyfish)
Lineage: Eukaryota; Metazoa; Chordata; Actinopteri; Cyprinodontiformes; Poeciliidae
Product: titin-like
Exons: 25
Coding region: 64-4428 (1454 amino acids)
Biological process (GO): cell surface receptor signaling pathway
Molecular function (GO): transmembrane signaling receptor activity
Source: RefSeq, a predicted model, not a curated record